AUGCAAUGGGGAAUGAAAAAAAUCGAAAAAGGCGCAACUAUUCAAAAAAAAAAAAAUAAACGUCUGGAUAGGCGUAAAAUAGCAGAUAAUAUUUCCAAGCUGGUUGAUGAUUCCGAAGGAGAGGUGUUAAAAUUGGACCGAUCACUAAUUACAGCGAAAGAUAGUUUUGUUAAUGGUUUUAAUAAUAGCGACAAUGGCGUUGAAAAGGUUAGUAAGUUUAAUACAGUACUAAAAUCUCCAGAGCAACACUUCUUAGACCCUUGUAACGGAUUAGAUGAGAAUUUUGUCUCUGAAAUUGAUGUUGCUGGAAAAGAGCUUGUUUUAGUAAAUAAAAAUGGAAGUCCCGAGCCACUUGUUCAAAACUUUACUGACAACCUUUCAAAUUUGCAUGCAGCAUGUGAUUCGCUUCCCUGCAAUAGUUCAUUAGAUAGUAUGAAUGAGAAAACUGAUAGUAAUUUGACUCAAAAUAUGUCAGUCGAUCAUGUUUCGUUUUCUAAUGAGCGUUGUAGUCCAGCUGUUUUUGCUUUAGACAUUAGAAUGAGUGAACAAAACUUGCAUGCUUGUAGAAAUGUAGAGCUUAAAAAUAAUAUGCAUGUGCCUGAACGCUGUGAUUCCUUUCGAUCUAGAAAGUGUGCUGAUAUAACUGAUAUAAAUAACUUAUCAGCUGAGUGGGACUCGCUUAAUGCUAUUAUUUUAGAACCUGCAUGUAAUGAUUUAGCGACUUUAAAUCAAUCAAAAAUGAUAAGUAAUAAUAAAGCUGUUUCUCACAUCACGUCAAAUGAAUGUACUGAUAAGAAUGUCCAUGUGUUUGACGUAGUUAGGUAUAGUAAUGAUAAUAAUCACAUUUUUCAGUUUGGUUCAACUAAUGUUAGUUGUGAAAAGAAUACUUUUAUUCCUACCAGAAAUUAUGGCAAACUGUGUAAAAAUAGUCUUAAAGUGUACCAAGCAAAAUCUAAAACUGAUAAAAUACCAUGCAAUCAACCUAAAACUUUAGAAAAAAGUUUUGUUGAAUUGCAAGGUAGGAAAUUAGAAGAGCUUAAUAAUUCUUCCAUAGCUUUACUGCAAUCUAAAAAAUCUACAGAUUGCAAUGGUUCAGCUCAUUCUUCUCAGUUUGAAGAAAUAGAUGUAAUACUUCAUCACUGUCCUAAUACUCCAUUAACAAUGGAAAUUAGUGAUGAAGACAAUACGAAUGCUAAUCGUCACUCUGAACAAUCAAUGGACCUUUCUGAUUCAGUUUCUAACUCUCAACAUCAUGACCAUUGUAGCUAUAAUGAAAGUAAUUCAGAAUCUGAUGAUAACUCAAGCAAUAAUAAUAGAACUGAGCGUGAAGAAUUUGAAAGUAAUUCUGAAUAUAAUUCCUCUGAAGAAUUUCAACAUACCUCUGAUGAUUCUCAUGGUAAAAGCGAUAAAAGUGAUAUAGAUGAGUCUGAUAACAUUUCAAGUUCUGGUGAUGAUAGGUCCGAAGAAUCCGAAGAAUCUCAAAAUAAUGACGAUCAACCAAUAAAUGAAUUGUAUUUUCAAGAACCUGAAAAAAAAGGUCGACGAAUAUCAGACAUCUUUUGGUUGAUGGAAGAACUUCAUUUAAUAUUUGAUAACCAUUCAUCAUGUCCUGGUCUUUUUAAAGAUCUUCAAAUAUGUAAAGUAUUCAAUAAAGGCUUAAGAUCACUUCUCACUUGGAAGUGUAAAAAAUGCGGAAAAACUGCUAAAGUCUGGACUGAUCCUGAACAGCCUGCAGAUAGUAUGAACUUAAAUGAAGCUGCAACACUAGGAACAUUAAUUUCAGGAACUGGAUUUACCUCCCUGGAAGAACAACUUACAGAUAUGAAUAUUCCUUGUCUUGUACUAAGAAAUAAAGCCUGCACUGGAUGUGAACGUAAUUCAAAGCACAAUUGUGUGGAAAAUUGGGGCCGUGAUCAAACUUCAACGAGCAUGGAAACUGAUAUAAUUACAGAAGGUUUUAGAAAUAGCAUUGAAAUGCAUGAACUCAUUUAUAAAUAUGUUGUCGGUGACGGUGAUAGCAGUGUUUAUAAAUCGAUUAUAGACAAUGAUCCAUAUGCAGAGUACAGCGUUUGGGUGGAAAAAAUCGAGUGCAAAAAUCAUUUGUUUCGCAACUUCUGCGAUCACGUCGAGGAAGUAGCUAAAAAAACAAAACUUCUUUACGCUGUUAAUCGAGGAUCAGUUAAAGGCAUACACGAUGACAUAAAAGCCAGUGCUCUGAAAAUGCGUGUGCAUAUUGAAAAAGCAAUGGUACGUCGCAAAGAUGAAGUUGGUUCUGUACAAGAAAAAACAAGUCGUCUAUUAAAUGAUAUUAAUAAUACUCCAUGUCAUAUUUUUGAAGAACAUAGAAAUUGUGAAAAAAAUGACAAUGGUGAAUUGAAUGAAAUUUGUAAAAGUAUUUCCAAAAAUAAUGUUGAAUUCUAUAAAAAAAUUGGAAUGUUUCAAGAAGUUGAAAAUCAAAUUACACGACUAGCUUUAAAUGUUAGUAGUUUAUUAAUAAAUCUCACUAGCAACGCCGCUGAAUUAUACAAUUCGAUGGCGAACAAAUUCCAUGGUGGUAGGCGUGUCAAUAACAGUAUGAGCAAUUCUUUCGAGUUAAGAGCACUUUGUGCGAUGAUACAAUUUAAUAACAAUCCAGUAUUGUCAGUAAUUCUCAAUUACUUAGAAUUGCCAGUUCCUGCAAUUGUAGUAAAAAUGGAAGAAAGCAGGCAUAAACAAAACGAAUAUACCAGAAAAUAUCGAGAAAAUGGCGGGCGGAAACGUCGGCGGCAUUACGGUACAGAUAAGGAUUAUGGGCCAUUCGCUAGUACCGCAGAUGUUUCAUUACUUGUUUACAAUUUACGUAAAGAUGACCAUCUUAAAAAAUUGAAAGAACGUCAAAUGAAACGGGACGAUAUUCAAAAAGAAACUGUUAAUCAAAGUACCUGCAGUAACUGGUAUAUGUAUCGAGCUGAUAUUAUUACAGCAUCACAUUUUGGUGAAAUUUCUCAACAAACUGCUGCUCAAAAGAAAGCUGCAUUGCUAGAAAAGAAAACUAGACAGAAACGCACAAGCGUUUGUCAGUCUCGUCCAAAACGUACAAAGCGUAUGACUCAAUCUCCUGAUUCCCCUAGAAAUGAAACAGAUUCAAGUGAUGUCAGUGAUAAUGAUUCUGUGUCUAAUCAGCCAAAUUCAGUGUCUAAUCAGUGGGUUCCAGUAGUAGAAGAACCUUCUAAUUUAUUAGAUGAAGAUCAAAUAGCAUGUAUAGAUAAUAUUCGAGCUAAUAUAUCAGCUGAAAAAGUUAUAGAUAAUGUUAGAGAUUCUGAGACUAUGUUAAAUGAUGAAUCAAUUGAAUAUUUUCUACAAAUAUUGGCUGAUAAUUCAGAUUAUAAUACCUUUCCUGUAUUUUAUACUGUAAUAUCUAGUCUUAAAACACCGUCAGAUACAAAUCAUGAUUUGCAAAUAGUUGGUGGAAAUACAUCUGAAGAUAUUAUUUACAAGAAGGUAACUAAUCAAGGAAACGAUUUUACUAUUUGCGGAGUUUACGCAGCUGCAUUUGCUACUUCAAUAGCCUUAGGAGAAGAUCCAUCGACUGUUAAUUACUCUUUAAGUAGUCGUGAAAUGCGUGAUCAUUUAAUUAAAAUUAUCCAAAAAAAAAAAAUUAUUUUUGUUUCCCAAGCAGGUUACAGAAUGAGUAAACUUUCGAUUUGGAUAUCACAAAUUUUUGAAUAA
Messenger RNA from Cotesia congregata, 3708 nucleotides. The record is from the annotation of a GenBank genome assembly. Lineage: Eukaryota; Metazoa; Arthropoda; Insecta; Hymenoptera; Braconidae.